Molecule: messenger RNA, 1837 nt
Organism: Tarenaya hassleriana
Lineage: Eukaryota; Viridiplantae; Streptophyta; Magnoliopsida; Brassicales; Cleomaceae
Product: shugoshin-1-like
Exons: 16
Coding region: 68-1570 (500 amino acids)
Biological process (GO): meiotic sister chromatid segregation; maintenance of meiotic sister chromatid cohesion
Cellular component (GO): chromosome, centromeric region; nucleus
Source: RefSeq, a predicted model, not a curated record
AAAAUUAUGCAGAUUAUUAGAGAGUGAACCACAGAGGACUUAGGGUUUCUGGUUCUCAAUCUCAUCAAUGGUGGAACUGAUGGUUCUCGACGCUGAUAAUCCUGUUGUCGAAGGGAUUCCUAAUAAUAAUGCAAAAGGAGAGAAAAUGAUUCUGCAGCCUUCCAUAAGCAGUGCACAAAGGAGGAAACUCGCGGAUAUUAGUAAUUUUCAGGAUCAGGCAGCAAAGCAGCAGCAAAAAAAUGUAGUUCUCUCAUCCAAGGAGUACACCCAAAGACUUCAAAAGGAAAACAUGACACUGAUGAAAGUCCUCACAGAGAGAAAUAAAAUCAUAGAGUUGAGUGGGAUUGAGUUGCAGAAACUCAGAAUCAACUUACAGAAGAUGCAGGAACAAAAUGUUCAGCUUGCGCAGGCAAACAGUCAGAUGUUGGCGGAGCUCAAUACGAACAGAGAUAGACUGAAGGCACUUCAUCACGAGCUUGGUUGCAAGAAUGGGAUACUCAAAGCAAGAAAAAUGCAGCCUGAGGGGCAAACAAUUCCAACUACACAUCAAGCAUCCCAAAACAAGGUUGGAGCAAAUAUUCUUGGUGGAGCUUGUGAAUCCUUUCAGGCAGAUGACUUAGAUCACAAGAAUACCAAGAGAAAGCGACAAUCGAAGAUUAAAUCUUCAGGAAGCUCUGUCGUCAAGUCAGUGCACGCGAAUGAGAAAGCUAGCAAUAAAAGGAGAGUUUCUGGAAGAAAAAACGUGACAAAUGCUGGAGUAAUAGAUAAUACUGGCAACUCUGAAGACAGCAUCAAUAACAAGGAGCUUGUCCUUGAUGAGGCAAACCCAGUUAAGGAAAAUGUCCAUGACAAAAGGCAUUGUGUGCGGAGGCAGUCUGCUCGCUUUGUUUGCCAUGAAGCUGAACAAGCUGAAAACUUGCAUGUCAUGGGCGAUGCUAAAGUGAUGGAGGACGAUACAAGGUCCUCGUUGAGAAGACAAUCGGCUGGGUUAAAAUCCCAACAACCUGAAUUAUCUGAAAACUUGCAUCAGACACAUGAAUUCAAAGAGAGAACCAAAACCAGGAGGGCCUCUGUUAGAAGGCAGUCCAUGAGGAUAAAUUUCCAAGAACCUGAACCGAACGGUGAAGUGAACGAUGGAACUGAUGCUGAAGAGUCAACAGGCGAUGCAGGAUGUUCUGCAAGAAGAGAAGAUGUUGUGUCUAAAUCUGAAGCAGUGCAACCAUCUGAAAACUUGAAUGAAAAACGUGACACGAAGGAGACAACAAGGAAACACAGGACCUCCACAAGAAGUAGACUGUCUAAUCCUCAAGUAGCUGAAGCAGCCGAUGGGAUCAUAUCUAAAGACCCUUACUUAAGUCGUGAAAAAGACGUGAAGGAGCCUAAUCCACCGCAGUCAUCGUAUUCUGGAAAGGCGGGCAAUGAUGAUAAAGAACCAAAGAACGUGCCUGGAGAUGAUGAAACCGAGGGGACGAGAAGAAUAUCAGUCGGGAGACCCUCGAGACUAGCGUCUGCUAAAAUCCAAUCGUACAAAGAAGUGUCGCUUAAAGUGAAGAUGCGACGGCCCGGGUAAGCAAAUGAAUGUCUUCUGCGUCGGUUUUUGAUAUGUAGAAGCAGUAGGAGAAGUGCAGAGGCAGAAGCUAGUCAUUAGAGGAAUGAUUCUCUCUCUGUUUCUUCUUCUGCAAUUUCAUUUGUCUUUAGCAUUGCUAAAUCACAAUGUAUUUUGGCUGUGAUGUUUAUGUCUGAGUUUGUAGUGACCGUACAAGUGAAUGUGCCCUUUGGUCUCUUUGUUUUGUACUUGUAUCUACAGUUUGGCUUUAAUGCAUGUUCCGUUCAUUCU